CCCCGGGCCACCCCGCAGGUCUUUCGCCGGGACGCGUACCUGGCCGAGGGCCGCCAGGACCUGCUGCGGGGCGUGGAGGACUUCCUGGAGGCCAGCAUCGUGCUGCCUCCCACCGAGACCCCCAACGAGCAGCUCCUCCGCAGCCUGGUGCCACUGCAGCACCAGCUGCUCCGCCGCCGCUACCAGCCCCCCGAGGGACCCCCCGUGGGAUCCCCCAUCCUCAUGACCCUUUCCUUGCGGCUGGAGGAGCCGGCGCCGGAGGACGACGACCCCCUGCGCAGGACCAAGCGUCCUUUCGGGGGCCUGGCCCUCAGCCCUCAGUGUCUGGCCGCCGUCAUCUUCAUCUACUUCGCAGCGCUGUCACCUGCUGUCACCUUUGGAGGCUUGCUGAGUGAGAAGACCAAGGGGAUGAUGGGGGUGUCGGAGCUGCUCGUCUCCACCUGCGUGCAGUGCGUCCUCUUCAGCAUCCUCAGCGCUCAGCCCCUGCUCGUCAUUGGCUUCUCGGGGCCCCUCCUGGUCUUCGAGGAAGCCUUUUACUCGUUCUGCAGUGACAAUGGCAUGGAGUACAUCGUGGGCCGGGUCUGGAUCGGGUUCUGGAUGAUCCUGCUGGUGGUGGUGGUGGUGGCCGCCGAGGGCAGCGUCCUGGUGCGCUACCUGUCCCGCUACACCCAGGAGAUCUUCUCCUUCCUCAUCUCCCUCAUCUUCAUCUUCGAGACCUUCUCCAAGCUGGUCACGAUCUUCAGGAGCCACCCGCUGCAGCGCCGUUACAACGUGAAGGACGCCUUCGAGCCCAAGGUGCCCGAGCCCAACACGGCGCUGCUGUCCCUCGUCCUCAUGGCCGGCACCUUCUUCCUGGCCUUCUUCCUCCGCAAGUUCAAGAACAGCGCGUUCCUGCCCGGCAAGGGGAGGCUGGGGGCCCGGCGCUUGAUCGGGGACUUUGGGGUGCCCAUCUCCAUCUUCAUCAUGGCGCUGAUCGACUUCUUCAUCAAGGACACCUACACGCAGAAACUGAACGUCCCCAGAGGACUGGAGGUCACCAACACCUCGGCCCGGGGCUGGUUCAUCAACCCCAUGGGGGAGCACAAGACCUUCCCCAUCUGGAUGAUGUUCGCCUCGGUGGUGCCCGCCAUCCUCGUCUUCAUCCUCAUCUUCCUUGAGACCCAGAUCACCACCCUCAUCGUCAGCAAGCCCGAGAGGAAGCUGGUGAAGGGCUCCGGCUUCCACCUGGACCUGCUGCUGAUCGUGGCCAUGGGGGGGCUGGCAGCGCUUUUCGGCAUGCCCUGGCUCAGCGCCACCACCGUCCGCACCAUCACCCACGCCAACGCCCUCACCGUCAUGAGCAAGACCUCGGCGCCCGGCGAGAAGGCCCAGAUUUUGGAGGUCAAGGAGCAGCGCAUCAGCGGCUUGUUGGUGGCCGUGCUCAUCGGCGUCUCCAUCCUGAUGGAGCCCAUCCUCAAGUUCAUCCCGCUGGCCGUGCUCUUCGGCAUCUUCCUCUACAUGGGUGUCACCUCCCUGUUCGGCAUCCAGCUCUUCGACCGCAUCCUGCUCCUGCUGAUGCCCCCCAAGUACCACCCCAGCGAGCCCUACGUCACCCGGGUGAAGACUUGGCGGAUGCACCUCUUCACCUUCACCCAGAUCAUCGUCCUCGUGCUGCUCUGGGUGGUGAAGUCCAGCCCGGGCUCGCUGGCCCUGCCCUUCAUCCUCAUCCUCACCGUGCCCCUGCGGCGCUUCCUGCUGCCCAAGAUCUUCCAGGACAUCGAGCUCAAAUGC
This is a messenger RNA of Mesitornis unicolor (brown roatelo), 1770 nucleotides long. RefSeq names its product solute carrier family 4 (anion exchanger), member 1 (Diego blood group) (gene SLC4A1). The annotation marks the transcript as partial. The transcript has 11 exons. Gene Ontology annotation, biological process: regulation of intracellular pH; transmembrane transport; monoatomic anion transport. Gene Ontology annotation, molecular function: bicarbonate transmembrane transporter activity; monoatomic anion transmembrane transporter activity; solute:inorganic anion antiporter activity. Lineage: Eukaryota; Metazoa; Chordata; Aves; Mesitornithiformes; Mesitornithidae. Gene Ontology annotation, cellular component: plasma membrane; basolateral plasma membrane. The record is from RefSeq and is a predicted model, not a curated record.